Messenger RNA from Capsicum annuum, 3602 nucleotides. RefSeq lists its product as uncharacterized. The transcript is spliced from 6 exons. The record is from RefSeq and is a predicted model, not a curated record. NCBI's taxonomy places the organism in Eukaryota, Viridiplantae, Streptophyta, Magnoliopsida, Solanales, Solanaceae. Bases 2150 to 2623 code for a protein of 157 amino acids.
ACCAAGGGUUAGACAGAUGAGAAUAUAUACGAGAUUGUAAAACAUUGCUUAUCAAGGCUUAGACGGGAUGGGAAUACAUACGAGAUUGUAAAACAAGUUUAUGAAUAUACAGUGAAAAAGAGUUGUCUCAUUGUCAAGAAGCAACAAUUUCAGUUAUGGCAGUUGGGGUAAGUUGUUUUCCCUUUUUCUCAUUCUAAUAUUGGAUUUACACUACAAAUUGAAGUUAUGUAUUGUAUGCUAUUAAUCCAACAUGUAAUUUUUUUUGGUGAACUUUCACAUUGACACUAUUGAGGUCAUAGGUAAGGCUAUGUGUAUUAUAUCCUUGUGGUCCAACGCUUCCUCGGACCUCACACAUAGUUAAGUUCACUCUACUACCCUUUCACAUUAGAGCUAGGGAGGUCAGGGGUUCGAGCUGUGAAAACAGCCUCUUGCAAAAAUGCAGGUUGCAUACAAUAGUCCCUUCCUUUUGUUUUGAGCGAGAAGAGAAUCUAGUGAGUAUGUUUAAGUAUGGUAAUCUUGUGUAAUCAUCACUGCAAAUGUAACUUCUUUUGGCGUUUAACUGGUAAAGUUACUGAUAUAUGACCAGGAGGUCACGGGUUCAAGCCUUGGAAACAACCUCUGGCAGAAAUGCAAGGUAAGACUGCGUACAAUACACCCUUGUGGUGGGGUCCUUCCCCCGACCCUACGCAUAGUGGGAGCUUUAGUGCACCAGACUACCUUUUUUUUACGUUUAAGCAAGGUGAAGGUUAUUUUCCAUAAUUUUCCUGUUCUUCCUAACCCCCUAUUCUGAUGGAAAGCUAUUGUGAUUAAAACAUCUAACAUAAAAAUAAGGUUAUUGGUGGUUUGUCGAUGAUGAGUUUUCUACAUAAAUUUUCAACCUCUGUUAGUUUUUUUAGUAAUACUGGUGUCUGGACCAUUUUAUGCGCUCUUCGACUAUUCUAGUGAUUACUUUUGUCUCGCCAGAAUUGAUAUCGGGCAGCUUUCCAUCAAAGCUUAGACAAAUGGAAGAAAUCACUUAUGUUUCUUAUCCUUGCUAGAACUUUGAAGAUUAUACAAAUGGUUUAGAGCAAGAGCCAACAAUAAGGGAACUUCUUAGAAAGCAUAUAAUAUAUGAGGUAUUUAAGUUUGUGAGUAGAUGAGCUAUCAGCAUAUUUUUCCUAUGCCUCGCUUUCACCUAGAAGUCAAUAGUUUAUAGAAGUCAAAUUACUUUGUUCACAUCUGCAGGUUUUUCACUGAGGCGUUUACAAUUUUUUUUUCUUAACUUGCUCCAUCGGAGAAAACUAGAAAAUGGCAAAAGAUAAAGUUGCAAGCUUGGGGACUGAAGUUUCCCGGUCAAAGGAAAAAUUAGCGAAAAAAUGCAAGAGGUGAACAAAUAGCUGAUAUAUAUGUCACCAGGUUUGUGUUGGAUCCUUCAAAAGUUGUGCAUUUUUGAAAGAUCCGACACGAGUGGGGUAAAAUUUUUGAAAAGUCCGAGCAACUUUGAUGCCAUUCAGUUGUUAAAAAAUAAAAUCCCGGAGGUCGAAAAUCUGUUUAUGCUGCCUUAUGCUAUUGCAGUUCUGGCUGCAGUACUUUCCAGAAUUUCGAUCUGCUACUUUGGAUAACUGUAAUUUUGCUGCCUAUGGGUACUCCUUGGCUGAAGGUGUGUUGAGACGUAGAUCAUUCAUGGAAUGCUAUUGCCUAGGAGUGUGUGCCAAUUCAUCGUAUUUUCUUCUAGGAAGGUUGAACCUGAUUGGUUUAAGAAGUCACUUGAUCCUAACUUCCGAAAACUUAAUAAGCCAAAGCGACAAGACAUUUGGGCCAGUUAUCGUACUGCUCGAGACCUCCCUUACAGUAUCCUUCUGGAUGAAUCUUCGAAGUGCAAAUAUGGGUUAGUACAUUAUUCUCCAUAUCAGUUUGCCCGACAGUGUGGUAUGACUCAGGCUGUCCCCUUACACCAAUAAGCCCAUAAACUUCCGAUUAGAAGAAAAGAUUGCCAGUUUGAAUAUUUACAUUGAAGAAACUGGAUCAAGGUUUUGCCGAUUGUAAAGAAGAUCUCACCGCGUGUCAUGGCUCUCUGUCCAGUUGACAGGCAAGAAGUUGCUGCUCUCGAAUCCAGUGAUAUUAAAUUCUCAGUCUGCUGGAACAUUUGUCCAGGAUAUGAAGAGGAAAUAUGAAGGUUUUUCUCUUAGGCGUUUACAAUCUUUUUCUUCUUGACUUGGUUCGUCGAAAACAAGAAAUGGCAAAAGAUAAAGUUGCAAGACAGGUUGCUGCUCCCAGGUCCGAUGGUAUUAAAGGCAAUGCUCAGUUUGUUGGAACACGGUGCCAGAAUAUGAAGAGGAAAAAUAAAGGGGAAAGUAUUCGCUCGCAAUCUUUGGCACAGCAAGACGAGCCUGUACAACAAAAGAAUUCACAUGAGGCAGGUGAAACAAUACCUACGGAACCAUUAUGCAAGAGGAUUAGGUUUUACUCAAGGAAAACGUUGCCACCAGACGAACCUUCUCCCAUACCUUCUACAUCAGCCUUCCCUACAAGAAGUACCCCUGCUAAUGAAGACAGGACUAAGGCAGACAUCCAACACCAAUCUCCCCCUCGCCCUCCACUUCUGACAAAGAUGGUGAGGAAGGCAGAAUCUCCCCGUCAUUAGCUAAUACAGAAGCAAGACAUCUGAUGUUAUUGAACCACCAGACUGUCCAGUGAAAUUCCAUAAUCUAGAAGAUAUCUUUGCUCGAGUUAGUGUACAACUAAAACGAGCUCAAUCUCUUGGUUUUUCUGCUGAUCAAUCUUCUCUCAUAGAGGACAAGAUAUCCACCAUGCAGAAGAAGUCUACACGAUCAGCAGAAAUUCUUGCCACAGGGAAAGGUGAAAUUGAGAGAUUAUUAGUCAUGCCUUCUGAAGACCUGCUUCUACCCAAAAACUGUUCAGCAUUGAGUGAAGCACUAUCGAUAUAUGCUGUAGCACCGGAUUUAUCGGCUGAGAGAGUGCUUGCGUUGGAGAAACUGAAAGAGAACCUUCCACACCUUUCAUUGAAAUUGUGUAGUGCUAAGAAAGUCCAAGAAGAGUAUCGUCAGAAGGCUGCCAAGAAAGUGCUCCUCAUCGACGAGCUCACAAAAGAUUAGGAGCUAUAUACUAACCUCAAACACAGCAAUGACAAGAUUGAAGACGAAAUCAGCAUGCUGGAGGCAAGCUUGAAGGAAGCAAGGAAAAAAAGAGAAGCAAUCCAAGAGCAAAAAUUGAGUUUGGGCAAGAAGUGUUUUGAAAAGUUUAAUGCUCUCGAUGAAAUGGAAGCUGAGUUUCCUAUCCUGAAGGAGAUGAAGGAGCUAGCUGAUUCGGAUGUUGCUCGAGUAACAGAAAGCUUAGCAGACUUCAAGAGUAAGAUAAUCGAGUCAUCUACUGAAUAAACCGCUCUUCAUGUAAUUUGCUGGCUAGUAAGAGCAUGUUAUUGUUGUUUGCUAUGUACUUUCUGUCUUCUGAAUGGCAAACCUAAAGUACUGCCAAGUUAGUCAAAACAUUUACUGAGUAAGCAAAGUGUGUACUUUAACUAUGGUUUCUGGUGGCAUUUGCGUAUGUGUAAUUGUCGAGAUUCAACUUGCUGUUGUGGAUAUUCUGAAACAUAUUGUUUGCAA